Molecule: messenger RNA, 1305 nt
Organism: Paramacrobiotus metropolitanus
Lineage: Eukaryota; Metazoa; Tardigrada; Eutardigrada; Parachela; Macrobiotidae
Exons: 3
Coding region: 439-1005 (188 amino acids)
Biological process (GO): RNA catabolic process
Cellular component (GO): ribonuclease H2 complex
Source: RefSeq, a predicted model, not a curated record
CCUGGUCCCUGCCCGUGGUACCGUACUUCAGUAUUUAAUUGUUUGAUUGCGCGCAUUGUCUAUUUUCUUAUUUUUUUUAGACUUGUGUUUUUUUAGACUCCAGUCUCCGGACUCCAGAGUAUAGUGAAAGCCUGAAAGGGCUAUUUUAGUACGUGUAUUUAGAUGCCAAUAUAUCGUGAAAGUACCAUUUUUUCGUAUUCAAGUACCGUAUUUCCGUUUGGUGCUAGUUGGAUACAGGACUGUGAACGCGUCCGUGCGUUCCAUAGAUUUUCAUGGUCGAUUUUCAUUUCGGUUCCAACACUUCGCAGUUCGGAAUUUCAACCGGAAUUCGCUAGCAUUGCACAAUUGUACCUUUACAACUUGCGGUAUUAAUUAAUGUAACAAUAAGAGUUGUAAGACAGUAGUCCACGUAGUACUUCAAACGGCUGAAAAUUUACUAUGGAAUUGGAGUUCGUUGUGGAAGACUCAUCCCCAUCAAAACUGGAUAUGUCUAAAUGUGUCCAUUUCAUGCCUUGUGGAAUUGCACACAACGGACCUGCUGAUGUCUCGCAUUAUUUUGUUACAACUGUGCGCGGGAAUCCGCCAACCACCGAGGGCUCUGAAAGUGUGGAAAAAUGCAUCUCGAAGACAACUGACGGUAUCAAACAAACCGUCCACUUGACCAGCUCCUUUCGCGGGAGACCACUUAAUGGGUGCGAGAUGCAGGUUCCUACUGGUUACAAAGGCGCAGUCAUAGAGGAGUUCGACUCAGCCAACGCUUACUGCCCCGCUGUUGCCCAAUCGCUGCGCCCUGCUGAGGCGGCGGCGAAGGAAGCUAACUGCAAAUGGAAAGUGGUUGGCGAUUUCCGCACCUUGACUUACUGGAACUGGGACAGAGCAGCGAAUGAUAAAGACAGUGUGCAAGCAUUGUUUCAAUGGAUCCGUAUCGCAAAUGAUAUGCGGAACUCUGCGCGAAAUGACAUGGAAAGUGUGGACUGUUCCGGGGAUUCGGACACCGAAAGUUGACCAUAAAGAUAGCGGCGGUGGACCAACUACCCAUUUUUCAGUACCAUGUUUUUCGUAACAGUUUGUAGCUUGCUUGCUGUGAUGGAGGUUUUGCUAUUGCUCCACAACGCGUAAAUCCUUAGAGUGUUUGACUAAAGUCUCGACAUGGUAAUCGAGCUGAUCUGUUAAAUCCCGUAUCUUAGUCUUUGACUCUUUAUUGAUGUCGAACCGCAGUGAGAUCUCGCCAAAAACGUCGCUUGUGUGCUCCUGUCAUGAACAAAAUAGUAUAAAUGUUUCAAGAUCGAGAAGAAUAGCCCGGGU